UCGUGCCUGCUGCCAGCGAGAGGCUUUAUUAUACAUGCAUGUAUGUUCUUUUAAAGCAACAUGUGCCACUUAAGUGAGACACUUGGAGAUCCGGUUCACCGGGUAUAGUAUCUUUUUAAGGCGGAUUUAAACAGGGCGGCUGGACCGUUUUUUUUGUUUUGUUGUUUUUUGGGUUGGUUUGGUUUCAUUAAUAGGAGCCGCUAUCUGGAAGGAAAUGUCCACCCGACAUGUGAUCAAAUAUUAACGCGGUUGGUUUUGGCAGAGAGGGGAAAUACACGUGACAAGAGCAGCAGCAGCAGCAGCAGUUUUUUUUUCUUUCUUUCUUUUUUUUAAGUGGGCACUCAACAAAAGUAUCCAGAUAUUUCUGUGGCCCCCUCAUACUGUAGUAGUUCCCCGGGCUGUGUGAUGCUUUCAGCACAUUGGACAGAGGCACCGGAGCCGUGCAUGGACUAAACGCGCACACUGUGGACGCCAACUCUCUUCCCCCCUUUGCCAAACCUGGGAUUGUUUUUCCAACUUUUGUUCCACCAGGUUAGAAGAGUGAUGACCAUCCUGUUCCUUACUAUGGUUAUUUCAUACUUCAGUUGCAUGAGAGCUGUGCCCCUGAGAGACGCCCCAGGCAUGCAGGGCCAUCGGACGGAAGGCUACCUGGGCGCCGCCGCGCCGGUCGCAAGAGGCCGGGGGACUCCACAGAGUGGUGGCGGGCCGGGCCAGCGUGGGAUGCCCUCGCUCGCAGACACCUUUGAGCAGGUGAUAGAGGAGCUGCUGGAGGUGGAGGGGGAGGCAGAGGCGGCACAGAUGGGACAGAGGGGAGAUAGGAGCCAGGGAGGCGGGGGUCCGGCUUCAGACGCGGCCACCGAAAGCAAGGAUGUCGACGUGUACGACUCGCGGGUGAUGAUCAGCAACCAAGUGCCUUUGGAGCCGCCGUUGCUCUUUCUUCUGGAGGAAUACAAAAACUAUCUGGAUGCUGCUAAUAUGUCCAUGAGGGUGCGGCGACACUCUGACCCCUCGCGACGUGGAGAGCUCAGCGUUUGUGACAGUAUUAGCCAGUGGGUGACAGCGGUGGAUAAAAAGACGGCGAUAGACAUGUCGGGGCAGACGGUUACCGUCAUGGAAAAGGUUCCCGUCCCCAACGGCCAACUGAAGCAAUACUUUUACGAGACCAAAUGCAACCCCAUGGGGUACACGAAAGACGGCUGCAGAGGAAUAGACAAGCGGCAUUAUAACUCCCAAUGCAGGACAACCCAGUCCUACGUGCGAGCCCUCACCAUGGAUAGCAAAAAGAAGAUCGGCUGGCGGUUUAUAAGGAUAGACACUUCCUGUGUAUGCACAUUGACCAUUAAAAGAGGGAGAUAAUGUAUAAAAUGUAUAGAUUUUAUUGAAGAGUUUAAAAAAGAGAAUACAGAGAAAAUAUCUAUUUGUAUAUAUACAUAACAGGGUAAAUUAUUCCGUCAAAUGAAAAUUUUAUGGACUGCAUGUAAAAAAAAGAUGAAGUUUAUACAGUAAAAGUGAUAUAACAGUCUAUUUAUUGAACAUAUUCAUGACCUUGUAAACGAUUAAAAAAAAUCUGAUCAGUCAUUUGCUCCCACUUUAAAUUACUAUAUCACAUUCCUCAAGACAUUGUGGAUUUGUUUAUGUUGCCAAGAUUUACAAAAUGAGGUGGAAAAAAAACAGGCACGGAAUGAGAGGACAGUUCCAUCUUCAAAAGCUUGCAUGCUGCUUCAAUUGUGAAUUGAGAAAUUCUCCACUUACAAAAAAAUAAUAAUAAGAGGCUGACCAAAAAAAAAAAAAA
Syngnathus acus (greater pipefish) is the source of this 1792-nucleotide messenger RNA. RefSeq names its product brain-derived neurotrophic factor (gene bdnf). Gene Ontology annotation, molecular function: nerve growth factor receptor binding; growth factor activity. The record is from RefSeq and is a predicted model, not a curated record. Gene Ontology annotation, biological process: regulation of neuron differentiation; cell surface receptor protein tyrosine kinase signaling pathway; neuron projection morphogenesis. The coding region runs from base 544 to 1356 and encodes 270 amino acids. The transcript is spliced from 2 exons. Lineage: Eukaryota; Metazoa; Chordata; Actinopteri; Syngnathiformes; Syngnathidae.